Achroia grisella is the source of this 1422-nucleotide messenger RNA. It is a transcript of the gene Mpi, whose product is annotated as mannose-6-phosphate isomerase. The transcript is spliced from 7 exons. The coding region runs from base 179 to 1396 and encodes 405 amino acids. Gene Ontology annotation, molecular function: mannose-6-phosphate isomerase activity; zinc ion binding. NCBI's taxonomy places the organism in Eukaryota, Metazoa, Arthropoda, Insecta, Lepidoptera, Pyralidae. Gene Ontology annotation, biological process: carbohydrate metabolic process; GDP-mannose biosynthetic process. The record is from RefSeq and is a predicted model, not a curated record. Gene Ontology annotation, cellular component: cytosol.
UUUUUUAACAACACUGUUAUUUCUGUUAUAAUUUCCAUUUAUUUUUGGUCAUGUUAUAUUAAUUUAUGUUUAUGAAUUGUAUUUUAAAUACAUAUACCACCAAGAUUUCAUCAAACCUUUUAUUUUACUUGUUGAUGUGCUUCUGUGCCCUGAAGUAUAAGUGAAAUAGUAGUGUGAAAUGGAAUUGCAAUGCAAGGUACAAAACUAUGAAUGGGGUAAACAGGGGCUUAACAGUAAAGUUGCCAAUUUAUUAGCAAGCGCUGACCCUAGUGUAACUAUUGAGCCCGAUAAACACUAUGCAGAGUUGUGGAUGGGUACUCACUCAAAUGGACCCUCGCUUAUUAUAGAACGAGGUGUGUUGCUGUCUGAAUAUAUACAGAACAAUCAUGAUGCAAUAGGACCUGAAGUAAAAAAGAAGUUUGGUAUACAAGUACCAUUUUUGCUAAAGGUCUUAUCAAUAGAAAAAGCAUUAUCUAUACAGGCACAUCCAAGUAAAGAACAUGCUGAACAGCUUCAUCAGAGUUGUCCUGAAAGGUACACAGAUUCAAAUCACAAACCUGAGUUGUCAAUUGCAUUGACACCUUUCGAAGCCUUGUGUGGAUUCAGGCUGUUACCUCAAAUUCAGUCAUAUUUAUCUAAAUUGCCAGAAUUAACUGAAAUAUUGCCACAAGAUGCUGUAAAUGCUAUAUUGGCACAUGAGGAACAAGGGAACAGUAAUAAAGUCUUAAAACAAGUUGUUCAGGGCUUAAUGUUAUGUGACAAAACCGCUAUAGCAAAUAGCUUAAAGAGCUUGGUAACAAGACUAGAAAACGAGGAUCCAGAGACGCAAUCAACGUUACUGUAUCCGCUGAUACGUCGUCUCCACCAAGACUAUCCCGGCGACCUGGGCUGUUUUGCGCCUUAUUUCAUGAACUAUAUGCAACUUAGGCCGGGGCAGGCGAUAUUCCUUAAAUCAAAUUUACCACAUGCUUAUAUUAGUGGAGACUGUGUGGAAUGCAUGGCUUGUUCCGACAACGUGGUACGUGCCGGUCUCACGCCCAAGCCUAUUGAUAUCGAAACCCUCAUAGAGAUGUUAGACUACAGCAGCUAUGCGCAGGAGCAAUUGCUAUUCAAUCCACAUAUGGAGGAUGUAAACUGCUGCAUCUGGAGACCGCCGGUACCUGACUUCGCUAUAGUCAAAAUUAGGGUGGAGAGCGAUGGUGAUCCUUACAACACCAUAAUCAGAGCUAGUCCAAGCCUCAUUCUCAUCAUUUCCGGAUCCGGAGAAGUAUGUGAUACAUUACCUAUCACAGCUAAGCCAGGAGUAGUCGUGUUCUUGAAAGCCAGCCGCCAGUUGACAAUAACACCAUCCCCAGGGGAUCAUAUCGAAGCUUACCAAGCUAUAUGCAAUGUUUAACAUCUUUUUCAAUAACACAACCAAAU